Messenger RNA from Tauraco erythrolophus (red-crested turaco), 2160 nucleotides. NCBI's taxonomy places the organism in Eukaryota, Metazoa, Chordata, Aves, Musophagiformes, Musophagidae. The record is from RefSeq and is a predicted model, not a curated record.
CAGAAGGCCAAAAGAGCAAAGAUGAAAUUGCUGAAACGAGAAGGAGAUGAUAGAACUGGUUCUGGAUCUCAGGAACGAUAUGAGUCAUUCAGCUAUGGUGGAGUAGAUCCAUACAUGUGGGAGCCCCAGGAAGUAGGUGCUAUGAGAAGCCAUCUUUCUGAUUUCAAGAAACACCGAGCAGCCAGGAUUGAUCACUAUGUAGUUGAAGUCAAUAAGUUAAUAAUCAGAUUAGAAAAGCUUACAUCAUUUGACAGAGCAAACACAGACUCAGCUAAAAUAAGAGCUAUAGAGAAGUCUGUUGUGCCUUGGGUCAGUGAUCAGGAUGUUCCGUUCUGUCCAGACUGCGGCAAUAAGUUCAGUAUUCGAAACCGACGUCACCACUGCCGCCUUUGUGGGUCUAUUAUGUGCAAGAAGUGCAUGGAACUUGUCAGCCUUCCUUUGGCAAGUAAACUCACUAGUGCCAGCAAAGAGUCCUUGGCUUCUCAUACUAGCCCCAACUCCUCACCUAAUAGUGUCCACGGGUCCCGCCGUGGCAGCAUUAGCAGCAUAAGCAGCGUGAGCUCAGUUCUGGAUGAGAAGGAUGAUGACCGAAUCCGUUGUUGUCGGCACUGCAAAGAUACUCUGUUGAAAAGAGAACAACAGAUUGAUGAGAAGGAAUACACUCCAGAGAUUGUGAAACUCUACGAGAAACUUCGACUCUGCAUGGAGAAGGUUGACCAGAAGGCACCAGAAUACAUAAGGAUGGCAGAAUCACUGAAUGCUGGAGAGACGACCUACAGUCUUGAACAUGCAAACGACCUGAGGGUGGAGAUUCAAAAAGUGUAUGAAUUUAUAGAUGCCUUAAGUAAGAAGAUUUUGAGUCUAGGCUUGCGUGAAGAUCCCCAACCUCAUCCUAAAACACUACAGCUUCAGAGAAUGAUAAGAUAUUCAGCUACGCUUUUUGUUCAGGAAAAACUGCUCGGCCUGAUGUCCCUGCCAACCAAAGAUCAGUAUGAAGAACUGAAGAAGAGAAGACUGCAUAUGGUGGCUCUCGAAACACAUGGAAAACAAGAGGAAAAGCAGAAAGACUUUAUCUCCAGAUCUGCAGCUGCAGUUAAUGGUGAUGCAACUCACCUGAAAAAAGGAACAGUCAGGAAAUCUGAAGGCUGGUUACCUACAUCCAGCAUAUCGAGGGAGAGUGGCAUAGCAGACCCACUUCUUCAGCAGAUUGACAAUAUCACAUCCUUUAUUAAGCAAGCAAAGGCAGCUAAUAGGAUAGACGAGGUCCAUAUGUUGCAAGAGAACCUGAGGCAGCUUCAGGAUGAAUAUGAUCAACAACAAACUCUGAAAGCUAUUGAGCUUUCUAAAAAACAGGCAGAAGAGGAAGAGAUGCAGAGGGAGGAACUUCAGGUCCUUCGUGAAAAAGAGUGGGAAAGAGAACACCACAAAUUCAUGUCUCAGCAUUCAAGGACACGCUCCUUAGACUUCAGAGAAGUCAAGCAGCCUCGGCAUGAAGUUGCAAAAGAGAAUCAGAACUUGACAGCACAUGCGUUGGAUUUGGAUGUUACUCAGAUCAAAGGGAAGCGAAGUUUUGAAACUCCUGCUGUUGAGCAGCUGCCUACUAAAGAGCGCUUGAUCUUCACGCUCAGACCCCAGAAUGUCCCACAGCAUGACAAAGACCAAGAUCAGACAGCCUGUCUAAAUCCCUUUGAAGAUGAAGCAGAUAGCCCUCAGUUAGAGGAAGAUCCUGCUAACCCAUUUGCCAAAGACACUUCUCCAAUGAUUUCUUUCUCUAAUGUAGCUCUGCAAAGUGAUAAAAAAGAAUAUAAUCCAUUUGAAAACGAUGAAGAGGAUGAACAAACUAAUGGAGCACCUGGCAGUAGUACAAACCCUUUUGAAGAGGAUGAAAAUCCAUUUAAAAAGCCUGAGGGCAGCUGGAAUUCCGGGAAUCCAUUUGAGGAAGGAUCCUCUACCAAUCCCUUUGAAGUGGAGGAUGGCAAUGAGAUCUCUGGAGAGGAGGCUAUAGAGGAAGAGCUGCUUCUCCAACAGAUAGAUAAUAUCAAAGCUUAUAUAUUUGAUGCCAAACAUAGUGGACGAAUGGACGAGGUGGAGGUACUGACAGAGAACUUAAAGGAAUUGAAGCGCACGUUAGCAAAGCAGAAGGAGAAAUCCCACUGCUGA